Messenger RNA from Caretta caretta (loggerhead turtle), 2308 nucleotides. It is a transcript of the gene ZC4H2, whose product is annotated as zinc finger C4H2-type containing. The record is from RefSeq and is a predicted model, not a curated record. Lineage: Eukaryota; Metazoa; Chordata; Testudines; Cheloniidae. Gene Ontology annotation, biological process: positive regulation of neuron differentiation. Gene Ontology annotation, cellular component: nucleus.
CUAACUCCCAUAGUUCCCAUUAGAUUAUACCGCACAGGCUCAGAGUCCAUAUGCCCGGAGUGGGUGGCUACAUUGUGUCUAUUGUAUGGGUUGAUUUUUGUUUUGUUUUGUUUUUUGGGGCUGGCAUUUUGUACAUCACGGGAGGUUUAAAUUGGAGUGAAAAGCAUGGCUGAUGAGCAAGAAAUCAUGUGCAAACUGGAGAGCAUCAAAGAGAUCAGGAAUAAGACUUUGCAGAUGGAAAAGAUUAAGGCACGCCUGAAGGCAGAGUUUGAAGCCCUGGAAUCGGAGGAGAGGCACCUGAAGGAAUACAAGCAGGAGAUGGAUCUUCUGCUGCAGGAAAAGAUGGCCCACGUGGAGGAGCUGCGGCUGAUCCAUGCUGACAUAAAUGUGAUGGAGAACACCAUCAAACAGUCUGAGAAUGACCUCAAUAAGCUCUUGGAGUCCACUCGACGCCUGCAUGAAGAGUACAAGCCCUUGAAGGAGCACGUAGAUGCCCUGCGGAUGACUCUGGGCUUGCAGAGGCUGCCAGAUCUAUGUGAGGAGGAAGAGAAACUCUCUCUUGAUUACUUUGAAAAGCAAAAAGCUGAAUGGCAGACAGAACCACAAGAACCACCCAUUCCAGAAUCUCUGGCUGCAGCUGCAGCUGCUGCCCAACAGCUACAAGUGGCUAGGAAACAGGACACCAGACAGACAGCAACUUUCAGACAACAGCCACCUCCAAUGAAGGCCUGUUUAUCAUGUCACCAGCAAAUUCAUCGGAACGCACCGAUAUGUCCACUCUGCAAAGCAAAAAGCCGGUCUCGGAAUCCCAAAAAACCCAAGAGGAAACAGGAUGAGUGAAACACAGAAAAUCCAUGGAGAAAACAUGUGACCCAUCCUAAUCCCUUUCCAGUAGAACUGUAAACGUGGCCAGUUUAUUGAAGUGCAGACUUAAGUAUGACUUACCCAUUGUUUUCUAGUUAAUGUGACGUAAGCACAAUGUUUCUGUUCCGUCUUAAUUUCCAUCCAGUCCUCACAUUUUGGUUUUAGGAGAAGUGUUGAUGGUGCUACACUUUAACAUUUUAGUCAUUCCAUCUUUCUGACUCCUAAGCCAAGUGGAACUUCUAAUGCAAGUAGUCUGAAUGCCGAUGACCACUUUGUAUGAUCCCUCCUGUGAAGAUAUAUUUGAGGAUACAUGUUUCAUAGUUAAAUAUGUUAGACCUAAGGUACCUGUACUGUACUUGCCAAAAUGUCUCUGUGUUUUUCUAUCUCUACACUGUUUGCCAUACAGUAUCUUUUGCUAAAAAGCAGGCACUGUCUAUAAAACCAGAAUAUUCUUAAUGAUCAAGUGUUACUACAGCAAGUUGGGGUUGUUGUUUUUUGGGGUUUUUUUGAGAGAAAGAGAGAUGUUGCUAAAAGAUUACUCUAAUUUUCUCCUAACAGAAACCCACUUGAGGCACAGAAGUAGCUGAAUAUCCAUUUGCUAUGUUAAAGACCCAUGCCUUGUCCUAACCAGCAAGAUUACAUGGGCUAGAUAUAGAGUAAAACUCAGCGUAUCCAAGGAUUUGGGGGUAUAUCUGAAAUGACCAGGAAAAAUAGGGAUAUGGGCGCAUGGGAGAUCAACAUAUAGUUCAGUUUUAUGGGGUUUGAUUGUAUGGUUCCUACAGAAAUGGAUUAAAAUUUGGGAAGGGGAUCAAGCCGUUGUAUCCAUAUUAAUAUUAAAUAAUGUCUAGCAUCUUAAUUAGGCCAUUUUCAGCAAUCGUAAGACUGACUUCAAUUCAAUUAAGAACUAACUAAGGCCUUAUUAUUCUUUUCAAUAACACUUGAGAUUACAGAAGGAGGGAGCCCCUUCCCUAGGUUUUUAUCCUCCCCUCUCCCUUGCCCCAAUCCUUCAUCCAUACUUGUGCUGGAGUGGUUGUAUUAAGGCAGAGGUUCCCAAACUGUGGGACAUCCCCCCCAGGGGGGCAUGGAGAAACUUUCAGGUUUGGGGGGGCCCAGGCCAACCCCCAUGGAGAGCGGAGAGGGAGGGAUAUCCAGCCCCGCUCUGCCCCCAGCUCCGCUCCAGCCCCAGCCUGGGCCCCUGGCUCCUGAUCCUGAACACAGCUCCACUCCUGGCCCUGACCCAUCUCCCGACCACAGCUCCUUGGGGUGGGGUGGGGUGGAGAAUAGAUUCCAUUACUGGUAAGGGGAGGCGUGACAAAAAAGGUUAGGGGACCACUGUAUUACAGAUUUUUGUUUGGUAGUUAAAAAAACACAGAAUAAGCCACACCCUGGCCUCUGGUGAGGAGACUGUACCUGCUGCUGGGGACCAUACAAGCCCACUUAAAAA